UUGGGAAACCCCUUUAGUCGUGCGGUAUAUGUAACAGGGCUGGCGAAAAGCUUGUAUAAGACCUUGCAACGCUUCUUUGAAAUAUUUCAUGGGUUUGUCUGUAUGAAAGAAGAUGUUUUCUGGUUUCUGUUUAAUGCGAUCAGGGUUGACAGCUUCAGCUGUAAGCCUUGCUGGUCGUGGAUUUCGUCACGUAGUCCAGAAUCAGAUCCACUGUCCAAGAUGUCAGAAGGUGGUUCAAGGAACACGGCAGUUCAGUGUCAUGAAAAAUCUCAGACAACCUAAACCAGUGUCUGGGAUUUUGAGAUUUCUUCAGCCUGUCAGGAAGACCACAUCCACAGCCGCAGGGAAGGUUGUGAAGGAGUUACCUCCCCAUGCUGAGAAGAUAGUAGGAGGCUGGUUGAUAGGGUGUGCAGGAAUGGUGGUGGGAGCAGUCAUCUUGGGAGGUGUUACAAGAUUGACAGAAUCAGGCUUGUCCAUGGUUGACUGGCGCCUCCUCAAGGACAUGAAGCCACCAGGGUCACAGCAGGAGUGGGAGGAGGAGUUCAAGCGAUACAAGCAGUUCCCAGAGUAUAAAUAUGUCAGCAGCCAGAAAGAGAUGACUCUAAGUGACUUCAAGUUCAUCUACUAUAUGGAGUACGCCCACCGGAUGUGGGGACGUGGCGUGGGGCUAGUGUUUGCGCUCCCCGCUCUGUACUUCCUUAAGAAGGGAUGGAUCACCAAGGCCAUGAGACCCAGGCUUGCCAUCUAUGCAUCAUUCAUCGGUUUCCAAGGUUUCCUUGGCUGGUACAUGGUGAAGAGUGGUCUAGAGGAACAGAAGAGUCCAGACGGCGUCCCCCGCGUGUCCCAGUACCGACUGGCAGCCCACCUGGGCUCCGCUCUCUUCCUCUACACGCUGUUUCUGUACGGAGGUCUCAUGCAUCUCAGCAAGCCACAGAGGAUGCCCAACACAAGGCAGAUGACGCGACUGAGGGUGUUGACCCACGGAGUCCUCACCAUGGUCCUCGUUACAGCUCUGUCUGGAGCGUUUGUUGCUGGCCUCGAUGCUGGUCUGACCUACAACUCCUGGCCCAAGAUGGCCGACAAGUGGAUCCCUGAUGAUCUUGUCACCAUCGCUCCCAAGUGGAAGAAUAUGUUUGAAAACCCAACCACCGUCCAGUUCAACCAUCGGCAUCUGGCAGAGUCGACUGUGCUGGCAAUCACAGGGUUCUGGUGGGUGGCCCGCAAGGCUCCGCUAUCUCCACGAGCCCGCACAGCGCUCAACUGUCUCCUGGGCAUGGCAUUCAUCCAGGCCAGCCUGGGUAUCACCACCCUGCUGCUGUAUGUCCCCACCCAUCUUGCCGCCACCCAUCAGUCUGGCUCCGUCACGCUGCUUAGCUUUGCUACAUGGCUGGCUCAUGAGAUCAAGAGGAUGCCCAAAUAACGGCCAUGACAGAAGCAUCUUCUUUACUGGAACAAAAUCCAUUUAAACUGCAAUUGCUUUGACCGACCUUGAAAAUUACAUCUCUCGCCAUGAUGUCAGUCAGAGUUUCACACAUAUUUGACAUAUUGAAACCUGGAUUGUUUACAUUGUAAUUUUGCAAUAUUAGGCCCUAAUGUGUAUUUCUUUUGAAACCACCAUACCUUUUUGCAUCGACAUGUACCUGCAAUAUAGUUAUACUUGCAUCUAUUAUUAAUUUAUGUGUUAAGGAUACAAUGUGUGGAGCCCUGUACCACAUCAGAGAUUUACCUGGACUUGCUCAGAGGUACAUAUUUGGGCCAAGUCUUGACAUUAUUUGUGUUUCUCUGAUAACAGGAACUAUAAACAUAGUAAAGAGGACCAAAAAUGUUUUAGUGCUUCGUUUUAUGAUUAAUCAUGUUAAGAUACUUGCUUAUUGAGAAGAUAAGAACUUAAACAUCCCAUUCUU
Molecule: messenger RNA, 1904 nt
Organism: Haliotis rubra (blacklip abalone)
Lineage: Eukaryota; Metazoa; Mollusca; Gastropoda; Lepetellida; Haliotidae
Product: cytochrome c oxidase assembly protein COX15 homolog
Exons: 10
Coding region: 113-1420 (435 amino acids)
Biological process (GO): heme A biosynthetic process
Cellular component (GO): mitochondrial inner membrane
Molecular function (GO): oxidoreductase activity, acting on NAD(P)H, heme protein as acceptor
Source: RefSeq, a predicted model, not a curated record